GAAGUCCGGAGCCGAACUGCCCAACAGCGCAUUAAGAUCGCAAGCGCGUAGCUUAACCAGUUGGUCUAACCUCCCGCGUCCUCCGUGGCCCGCCCAGAUGAAAUAUGAUUGGUGAAUCCAAGCCAUUUUGCAGUCAAAAGUCAAGGGAAAGCAUCGCUCCCAACUCCAGACCAACUCGCAUCGUUCAUUUCCACGCGCGUCACACAAUUCCCGUGUAACAUCGUAGCGCGUGGCCAAUCUUCGUUCAAGCACCAACUUCUACUGGAACUCGAACCCACUCAGCGAGUUCCCCUCAUCUAUACGCAAACGAGAAUCAAAAAGCGCUCUGAGAUCUGAAAGACUGAAUCCUAUCUCCGUGCUUCAAACCCCUUCAUCGUCAUCGAUGGCGCAGAACUUAAUCGCACGCGCCCGAGUAGCCGUUUUGUUCUCGGUGCUUCUAUGCUUAGCGAGUCACCUCGUACCUAUAGCAGAAGCGAUAUGGCUAACCGUUCCGAGCUCGGGUACGAAGUGCAUGUCGGAGGAUAUACAGACCAACGUCGUCGUUCUGGCCGAUUACCAUGUGGUCGACGAGGCUGCUCAGCCCCAUCACACUCCCACUAUCUCUGUUAAGGUAACAUCUCCUUAUGGCAACAAUCUUCACCACCAAGAAAAUGUGACCCAUGGGCAGUUUGCGUUUACAACCACCGAGUCUGGGAACUACUUGGCUUGUUUCUGGCUAGAUGGCCAACAUGAAGGAGGUGCAGAGACAACCCUCAGCCUUGACUGGAAAACUGGAAUUGCUGCUCGGGAUUGGGAUUCAGUUGCAAGGAAAGAGAAAAUAGAUGGUGUUGAACUUGAGUUGCGAAAACUUGAGGGAGCUGUAGAAGCCAUCCGUGAGAAUCUCAUUUAUCUCAAGAACAGGGAAGCAGAUAUGAGGGAAGUCAGUGAAUCAACCAAUGGUAAAGUGGCAUGGCUAAGUAUCAUGUCCCUUGGAGUCUGCAUUCUAGUUUCAGUUUUGCAGUUGUGGCACCUGAAGCGCUACUUUCAAAAGAAGAAGCUUAUAUAGACCCUACUCUUCUUUUGAUUUUCUAAUGCAAAUCUGCAGUUAACUUAAGAGUGGAAAAAUGAGGAGUCUUUUAUCCCUGUUGUACCAUACUUGUUCUUUAGUCUUGACUUUUCUCUUUCACC
Molecule: messenger RNA, 1167 nt
Organism: Corylus avellana
Lineage: Eukaryota; Viridiplantae; Streptophyta; Magnoliopsida; Fagales; Betulaceae
Product: transmembrane emp24 domain-containing protein p24delta3
Source: RefSeq, a predicted model, not a curated record